CUGUAUCUCAUUUCCUUUACAAUCAUAUAACUCAGGAAAAAAGAAAUUAUGGAGUUUGCAUCUGUUAGUAGUGUUCGUCGUUUGAUGCUCAUCAUGAUGUUCGUGCUGAUGAGUGCUUCUUUGGAGGUGAUGGUGGAUGCGGACACGACGGGCACGACGAACACGAUGAGAGCGAAACGAGAGCGCGUGACAUGCAACAGUCGCCGGAGCCGGUGCUUCAUGAGGUACGUGACAUGUCCGGUCGAGUGCCCUCAGGUGAAGCCCAGAGACCACAAGGCCAAAGCUUGCUAUCUGGAUUGCUACUCGCCCAAGUGCGAAGCUGUGUGUCGAAAGCGCAAGCCGGAUUGCAGUGGGAUGGGGGCCGCGUGCUACGACCCCCGUUUCGUCGGCGGGGACAACAUCGUCUUCUAUUUCCACGGCAGGAGCGACGAGCAGUAUGCGUUGGUAUCCGACACCGGCCUCCAGGUCAAUGCCCGGUUCAUCGGGCUCCGACCUGUUGGGAGAGCCCGCGACUUCACAUGGAUCCAAGCCUUGGGUGUCCUCUUUGACUCCCACACAUUCACUCUUGAAGCCACUAGGGCAGAGACAUGGAGCGACGAGAUCGACCGCCUGCGAUUUUCAUACGAUGGGACGUCCAUAACUUUACCAGAAACACGCAAUUCUGAAUGGAACUCGCCGCGCAACGAAAUCAAAUUGGAGAGGACCGCGAGCAAGAACAGCGUCACAUUGAUCAUACAAGAAACCCUAGAGCUCUUCGUUAGCGUAGUUCCAAUCACUGAGGAAGACAAUAGGAUUCACAGUUACAGAAUACCGAGGAACGACAGUUUCGCACAUCUGGAAGUGCAGUUCCGAUUCUUCGGCCUCUCGCCGAGGGUCGACGGGGUCCUAGGGAGGACUUACAGGGAAGACUUCGCAAACCCAGCGAAGCCCGGGGUUGAGAUGGCGGUUGUCGGCGGCGAGGACAAGUACAGGACCAGCUCUCUCCUCUCGUCGGACUGCGCCUCUUGUGUGUUCGCUCCUGGGGACAAGGAGGUCUCGCUGCUGAGGCAAUACGCUAUGCUGAGCUGCACCAGUGGAGUGGAAGGUGGCAUUGGAAUGAUAUGCAGAAAAUAGCAUUUUCAUUGCCACAUAUCUAAACUUACAAACUUCUAUAUAUUGUCAUGAAAGUAUGAUGAUUCU
Molecule: messenger RNA, 1179 nt
Organism: Syzygium oleosum
Lineage: Eukaryota; Viridiplantae; Streptophyta; Magnoliopsida; Myrtales; Myrtaceae
Exons: 2
Coding region: 49-1113 (354 amino acids)
Source: RefSeq, a predicted model, not a curated record